This is a messenger RNA of Ctenocephalides felis (cat flea), 655 nucleotides long. RefSeq names its product EEF1A lysine methyltransferase 1-like. Gene Ontology annotation, biological process: methylation. Gene Ontology annotation, molecular function: nucleic acid binding; protein-lysine N-methyltransferase activity. The record is from RefSeq and is a predicted model, not a curated record. NCBI's taxonomy places the organism in Eukaryota, Metazoa, Arthropoda, Insecta, Siphonaptera, Pulicidae. The transcript is spliced from 3 exons. The coding region runs from base 29 to 655 and encodes 208 amino acids.
UAAUUUGAUUAUAAAUCUAUUUAUUACAAUGGACGAUGAUGAUGUACCACAAUUAUCAGCAGAAACAUUCAAUAUUUUACAACAGUUUUAUGCAGAGCAGGCUGCUAAGGAAGAUAUUAUAUCUAAACAAAACGAUGAAAAAAUUGAGUUUCAUGAAAAUUGGCAAUUAAGCCAGUUUUGGUAUGACGAUAACACAAUACAGAGUUUAGUUAACAUCAUAAUAAACUCAGUAGAUGAAGGAGCACAUGUCGCUCUAAUAUCAUGUCCUUCAUUAUAUAAACACUUAAAAGAAAAUUGUACACAAAAGAAUAUCAAAGUAAAAUUAUUGGAAUAUGAUAAACGAUUUGCUGUGCAUGAAGACUUUGUGUUCUAUGAUUACAAUGAACCUUUAAAUCUGCCUAAAGAGCUAGAAAAAUAUUUCGACUUGGUAAUAAUGGAUCCACCGUUCUUAGCAGAAGAGUGUUUAACUAAAGCGUCUAAAACUGCAAAACAUUUAUCGAAACACAAAAUUAUCUUAUGCACCGGUGCUACGAUGGAGGAGUUGGCGAAUAAAGAACUUGGGGUUAAAAGAACUGGUUUUGUACCGCAUCAUAAGAAUAAUUUGGGAAAUGAAUUUUGUUGUUACAGUAAUUAUGAGUUGCCUAAUAAAUUUUAA